AUGGGGAUCCAGAGCUCUGCCAUCUCGACCUCACACACACACAUUGUCCAUCUCAGAUUCAUAUCCUACGUUCCACCUGUUUUUUCAUUCUUCCACUUGUGCACGUAUAUUCCAGAUCAGAAGACGAGAAACGGCCCCAAACGCUCCGAGAGUCUCUCUAGUGAACGAACAAGGUAUGUGUACUAUAUCACUGAGGGUGUUUACGGCCACAUGUUGACCCCCCAGCCACCAGAGCAGAUCACCGCUAUCCUAAAGCUGCUACCCAGCUGUUUCCAAGGUGACGAGCGGAAGAUGCAGAAGAUGUGGGAGGAUCUUCUGGAGGAGGUCCAGAGAGACUAUGAAUUCAACCUCCGCAAGAGCAUUGUUGAUUAUAUCCUGCUAGAUCCAGCGGAGCAAGAGCGUCUGUCAGUCUCUGCUGUCCCCUGGCCGUUCCCGUCCCGUGUCAUUCGUGCACCAGUUCCCUGGUCCGAGAGCUACAGAGAGGCUCACAGCUGGCAGACGGAGAACCUCUGCACCGUCAACCCUAUGAUGCUCCAUGUACAGGAUCUCUGGAUGAGCAGUUUCACAUCUCUGCGGUUUGUGCGUUUGGAUGAUCUGCUCUCAGCCGAUCUUCCGCUCUUGCCGGCGGAGUUUGAGGAGCUGGUGCGGCGACAGUGUCAGAACACCCGAGAUGAACUGCUUAACACUUGGCUGCCCCGCUGUGCUUCUCUUUUUGUGACCUUUAAAGACUCCUGGUUGCCACUGGUCCCAAAGAAAGCAAGCAUCUCCCCGGUAAAGGCACAGAAACUCUUCUACAGUGUGGCUGCUCUGAUGUCACUGCAGCUGCGCGGUCUGGUGGUCGCAUCGCUGCAGGAUCUGCUGCAGUUUUUCCAGCUACAUCAGGAUGGUAAUGAUUUUGGGGAGUAUUUUGAUGAGCUGAAGUACACGCAGCGUCCAUUGUUACUGGUGAAAUUGAGACUUGAGGACCCCAAAAUUACAUUUGAACCUUCACUGGAGAGCUGCUGGGAGCUCAUACAGCAUGCAUUCACACAGAUCAUCGACAGCGCCCACAACAUACCCCGGGUGGAGUGUAAGCUUUUCUCAGAGGUGGGAGAAACUCUAAUGCUAUGCUCAGUGAGACACGACGAGAUGCUGGUGACAGACAUCGUGAACAGAGCCAGAGAGAUCUUUCAGUGGAACACCGUUGGGCCCCAGAGGUAUCUGGAUGUGUAUAAGAAGUACACUGAUUUACUGGACCGUCAGGACAUACUGAACUUCCUUAAAGCCAAACACUCACUGCAGGGCUUUACUAAGAAAAUCACAGGUGUGCAGAAUUUGUGGACGGAGAUUGCAUCGCUGCAUGUGACUGUUCCACUCUCCCUGAUCUGUCUGGAUGCGGUGAACCUGAACCAAGAUCUGUGUGACAAGGCAGACCAUCUCGUAGAUCUUCUCACAACAUUUGUGAUGGAGGAGAACCGAGAACUCAACAAGAGUAUAUGCCAUCAUUACGAUGAGAUUACGGACAGAAUCACAAGCAAGCUGAGUACCACAGAGGAGCUGGUAGAGUUAAACCAGUACCUGAGACACACAAGUGAAGUCACCGUACACAAACUCCGCCAUGAGAUUGAGGAAGCUGUCAAGAGACUCGACUUCCUGCUCGACUACGCCACUCUUCCAGAGGAGGAUAUGAAGUUGUUCAGCACUUUGAUCCACUGGCCUGAACAGAUUCUGUCUUCGAUUGAAGUCAGUAAGGAUAAACUGAACAAUCAGAAAGAUCAGGCUGAGAUCGAUCUGAUGAAAAGAAUAGGGAAGUUGGAAGAGACGCUGAAGGGCCUGGAAAAAGAGGUGGACAUCUUUAAGAUGAAAGAAAAGAUGACUUUGGAUGAGAGCAAGAUCAAUGUGGAGAAACUCAAUAAGAUCAGCGUCAGCCUGGAGGCCGCUGUCAAAGAGAUAGAGUGCAUUAAUAAAGAAGAGGGUUUGCUGGACAAAGAACAGACUCAGUUUCCAGUCUUACAGACAAUAAUGGCCAAAAAACAGCCGUAUGACCAGCUGUGGAUCACGGCUCUUGAUUUUCAGACCAAAUCUGAUGUGUGGAUGAAUGGUCCAUUCCAGCAACUGAAUGCAGAAACGGUAUCAGAGGAGUUGGGAAACAUGUGGCGCACCAUGUACAAACUCACAAAGAUCUUCUCAGAUCGGACGUCUCCCGGGCGUGUCACAGAAAACUUCAAGAAAAAGAUUGACAAAUUCAAACAACACCUUCCCAUUCUGACAACUAUCUGCAAUCCAGGCCUGAAGGACAGACACUGGGAGAUGAUCAGUAAUAUAGUGGGAUUUGAUGUUAAGCCGGACAAAGACACCCCACUCCUCAAGAUGGUGGAGCUCGGAUUUUCAGAGUAUUCAGACAAGCUGGAGGAAAUCGGUGCUUCCGCAAGUAAGGAAUUCUCUCUGGAAAAGUCUCUGGAGAAAAUGAAACAAGAGUGGGCUGAGCUCCGCUUUGGGUUUUCCCCGUAUAAGGACACGGGUACAAGUGUUUUAUCGGCAGUAGAUGAUAUUCAGCUGCUGUUGGACGAUCACAUUAUCAAGACUCAGACUAUGAGAGGAUCUCCAUUCAUCAAGCCAAUGGAGGCCGAUGCAAAGACCUGGGAGGAGAAGUUGCAGAGCAUACAGGAUAUAUUGGAUGCAAUGUUGCAGUGUCAAAGCAUGUGGAUGUAUCUAGAGCCCAUCUUCAGCUCAGAGGACAUCAUAGCCCAGAUGCCAGAGAACGGACGCAAGUUUGCCAUCGUAGACAGUUACUGGAAAAACAUUGUCGCUGAAGCGUUGAAGGACACACGUGCGCUGGUGGCCACAGAGCAGCCCAACAUGUUGGGUCGCCUUCAGGAGUCCAACACUUUCCUGGAGGAAAUACAGCAGGGUCUGAACUCAUACCUGGAAACAAAGAGACUCUUCUUCCCUCGGUUUUUCUUCCUGUCUAAUGAUGAGAUGUUGGAGAUCUUGUCUGAGACGAAGGAUCCGCUGCGUGUCCAGCCUCAUCUUAAGAAGUGUUUUGAGGGAAUCGCUAAGCUAGAAUUCACCCCUGAUCUGGAGAUCACAGGAAUGAUCAGCUCAGAGAAAGAGAUUGUUCCCUUAAUAGAGACCAUCUACCCAGCUAAAGCCAAGGGAAUGGUUGAGAAGUGGCUUCUGCAGGUUGAAAACACAAUGCUGAUGAGCAUCAGAGGCGUCAUAAAACAAGGAAUGGAGCAGUACUCAGAGAUGCCUAGGAAGAAGUGGGUGCUGCUGUGGCCUGGUCAGGUCGUGAUCUGUGCGUCCUGCAUCUUCUGGACCAGUGAAGUAUCUGACGCCAUACAGAACAACACUCUUCCUGCUUAUGUUGAACAGAGUAAUGCUCAGAUCGCUGAUAUAGUCGAGCUGGUAAGAGGGAAGUUGCCAGGUGGGGCCAGGAUGACUCUGGGAGCUCUUAUUGUCAUUGAUGUUCAUGCACGUGAUGUUGUGUGCAAGCUGGCACAGGAUGGCAUUUCAUCUCUAAAUGAUUUCCAGUGGAUUUCCCAGCUGCGGUAUUUCUGGGAGGACGGAGAGGUCAUGCUGCGGAUGAUCACCACCGUGAUCAGAUACGGAUACGAAUAUCUCGGCAACUCACCACGUCUGGUCAUAACACCACUAACUGACCGCUGCUACAGGACUCUGAUGGGCGCUCUGAAGCUGAAUCUUGGCGGAGCUCCAGAAGGUCCUGCGGGAACUGGAAAAACAGAGACGACCAAAGAUCUGGCCAAAGCGCUCGCCAAGCAGUGUGUGGUGUUCAACUGUUCUGAUGGUCUGGACUACAAAGCGAUGAGUAAAUUUUUCAAGGGUCUAGCACAGUCCGGAGCGUGGGCAUGUUUCGACGAGUUCAACCGGAUAGAGGUAGAGGUGUUGUCUGUGGUCGCCCAGCAGAUUUUGAGUAUUCAGCAGGCCAUAAUGCGAAACAUGAAGACAUUUAUGUUCGAGGGAACCGAGCUCUCUCUCAAUCCGACCUGCUGUGUGUUUAUCACCAUGAACCCAGGAUACGCAGGCAGAGCAGAGCUGCCUGAUAACCUGAAAGCUUUGUUCCGUACAGUUGCAAUGAUGGUUCCAGAUUAUGGACUGAUUGGAGAGAUAUCACUUUAUUCGAUGGGAUUCACAGCAUCCCGGAGCCUGGCUCAGAAGAUCGUGGCGACGUAUCGCCUGUGCUCUGAGCAGCUCUCGUCUCAACCGCACUACGAUUAUGGGAUGCGUGCGGUAAAAUCAGUCCUGACUGCGGCGGGAAACCUGAAACUCAAAUACCCAGAAGAGGACGAGAGCGUUUUGCUGCUCAGAGCUCUCAUGGAUGUCAACAUGGCCAAGUUCCUCGCGCAGGAUUUACCACUGUUUCAGGGAAUCAUCACUGAUCUGUUUCCUGGAGUGGUGCUGCCCAAACCAGAUUAUGAGUUACUGUUAAAAGCUUUGGAUGACAACAUCGCCAAGAUGAAACUGCAGCCUGUACCGUGGUUCAUUGGCAAAAUUAUACAAGUGUACGAGAUGAUGCUGGUCAGACACGGCUUUAUGAUUGUUGGCGAGCCUAUGGGUGGAAAAACUUCAGCUUAUAAAGUUCUGGCUGGAGCUUUGGGAGACCUUUAUAAGGAAGGUCUGAUGGAAGAGUUUGCGGUAGAUUUCCGCAUCAUUAAUCCGAAGGCGAUCACUAUGGGGCAGCUGUAUGGCUGUUUUGAUCCAGUGAGUCACGAGUGGUCAGACGGCGUUUUGGCCACCUCAUUCAGACAACAGGCCCAGUGCACCGCAGACGACCGCCAGUGGAUCAUAUUCGAUGGGCCCAUCGACGCGGUCUGGAUUGAGAACAUGAACACCGUUUUGGACGAUAACAAGAAGCUGUGCCUGAUGAGUGGUGAGAUCAUUCAGAUGAGUCCUAAAAUGAGUCUGAUCUUUGAGCCUGCGGAUCUGGAGCAGGCGUCACCCGCUACUGUGAGCAGAUGCGGUAUGAUCUACAUGGAGCCGCAUCAGUUGGGCUGGAUGCCUCUGAGAGACUCCUACAUGAACACAUUACCUGAGACCCUGGCAGAUGAGCACAGAACCCUGAUUACUGAUCUCUUUAACUGGCUGGUUCAACCUUGUUUGGACUUUAUUUACCAUGAGUGUGGAUUCUUAGUUCAGACAUCACCUAUUCACCUGGCCUAUAGUCUGAUGUGCCUGUAUACCUGCCUACUAGAUGAGAUUUUUCAGUCAGGACAGGAAGGAGCAGAAUCUAUGACGAGUCAGCAGGUGACGCUGUGGUUUCAGGCCCUGUUCGUGUUCGCUGUGGUCUGGAGUUUGGGAGGAACCAUCAACGGCAACAGCAGGAAGAAGUUUGACAUCUUCUACCGAAACCUUAUCAUGGGCACAAACACCGAUCACCCGCGACCCCAGAGUGUGAAACUCACCAAGAGCAACGUGUUCCCAGAGAGAGGCACCGUCUAUGAUUAUUAUUUCCAUAAGCAGGGUCCCGGUCAGUGGAACAACUGGACCGAAUCCAUCACUAAAGAAGACAAAGUCAUACCUGCCGGCGCAAAAGUGUCUGAUCUUAUCAUACCCACGGCAGAAACGUCACGCCAGCUCUUCUUCCUCAGGACGUAUCUGUCACAUGAGGUGCCCAUACUGAUCGUGGGACCCACAGGAACCGGAAAGUCUGUGAUAAACAACAACUUCCUGAUGUCGCUUCCCAAGGAGCGCUACACUCCCAUCUGCAUCAACUUCUCCGCCCGGACUUCUGCCAACCAAACCCAGGACAUCAUCAUGUCUAAGCUGGACCGCCGCCGCAAGGGCGUGUUUGGGCCACCGAUGGGGAAGAAAUGCAUCAUCUAUGUUGAUGAUCUGAAUAUGCCUGCAAAGGAGAUAUACGGUGCUCAGCCACCCAUUGAACUGCUGCGCCAGUGGAUCGAUCAUCAUCAUUGGUAUGAUAAAAAAGACACGUCCAGACUGGACAUUGAGGAUGUUCUGUAUAUGUCUGCUAUGGGGCCCCCUGGUGGAGGGAGAAACGACAUUACAGGACGAUUUACACGUCACCUAAAUAUUAUAUCGAUUGAUACAUUCGAUGACGAGACUCUAAGCAACAUCUUCACAUCCAUCACUGACUGGCACUUCAGCAAUGGUUUUGAUGCCUCUUUCUACAGGUUGGGUAAAAUCAUGAUUCAAGCUACUAUGGCAGUAUACAAGGAUGCAAUCGAGAGUUUCCUCCCAACACCAUCUAAAUCUCAUUAUAUUUUCAAUCUGCGAGAUUUUGCGAGGGUGAUUAGGGGCGUAAUGCUCUGUCCAUCAACAAACAUGCAGGAAGGUGAUAAACUAAUCCGCUUAUGGAUCCAUGAGGUGUAUCGCGUGUUUUACGAUCGACUGAUUGAUAAUGACGACAGAGAGAAAUUUUUUAACAUUGUGAAAGAAAGGACAGCAGAAUAUUUCAAACAAAGCAUCGAAAAGCUCCUCAGUUAUCUCACUCUGUCUGGUAAAGUUGAAGAUGACAGCAUUCGCAGCCUGUUUUUUGGUGACUACGCCAAACCAGACUCGGCCAGUAAAACGUACGACGAGAUCACAGAUCUGAGUACAUUAACGGAGGUGAUGGAUUUCUACCUCAAGGAGUUUAAUAACAUCAGCAAAGCGCCCAUGAACCUCGUCAUGUUUCAGUUCGCCAUCGAACACAUCUCACGAAUCUGCCGUGUGCUGAAACAAGACAACGGCCACCUGAUGCUGGUCGGCAUCGGCGGAUCGGGGCGACAGAGCACCACCAAACUCGCCACCUUCAUCAAUGACUACGAGCUGUUCCAGAUCGAACUGACCAAGAACUACAGCAUGUCGGACUGGCGUGACAAUCUGAAGCACCUGAUGCUGAAAGCUGGGAUAGAGGGGAAGAAAACUACGUUUCUCUUUAGUGACAACCAGAUCAAGGACGAAGCCUUCGUUGAGGACAUCAACAUGCUGCUGAACACAGGAGACGUGCCAAACAUCUUCCCAGCAGACGAGCGUGCUGACAUCAUCGAAAAAAUGCAGGGAAUAGCCCAGAUGGAAGGGAAGAAGAUGGACGUCACACAGCUCUCCAUGUACAACUUCUUUAUCGACAGAGUUAAAGCCAACCUUCAUAUAGUUCUUGCAAUGAGCCCAAUAGGUGAAGGCUUCCGCAAUCGUCUGAGGAUGUUCCCAUCAUUGAUUAACUGCUGCACCAUAGACUGGUUUCAGGCCUGGCCCAAAGACGCUCUGGAGAUGGUCGCCAACAAGUUCCUUGAGGAUUUGGACAUUGAAGACAACAUCAGGAUGGAGGUGGUGGAAAUGUGUAAGAUGUUCCAGGAGAGUGUCAGAGAGUUGUCUGAGCGCUACUACUCCCAGCUGCGCAGACAUAAUUACGUGACUCCUACUUCCUACCUGGAGCUCAUCCUGACCUUUAAAGUCUUGCUUAACUCCAAACGCAGUGAGGUGAAUGAGCUCAGGAAUCGAUACAUAAUCGGCUUGCAGAAACUUGACUUUGCUGCCUCUCAGGUAGCGGUCAUGCAGCAGGAGCUCACAGCUCUUCAGCCAGAACUGAUCGAGACAGCCAAACAGACCGAUCAGAUGAUGGUGAAGAUAGAGAAAGAGACGGUGGAGGUGGAUGCUAAGAAAGAGCUUGUCAGUGCUGAUGAGAAAGUCGCCAAUGAAGCAGCAGCUGCUGCUAAAGCGAUCAAGGAUGAGUGUGAGGGAGAUCUUGCAGAAGCGAUGCCAGCACUGGAAGCGGCUCUCUCUGCUCUAGACACACUGAAGCCGGCUGAUAUUACUGUCUUGAAGACGAUGCAGAAUCCUCCUGGUCCUGUCAAACUGGUCAUGGAGUCCAUCUGUGUCAUGAAGGGCAUUAAACCAGAGAGGAAACAAGACCCCGGUGGAUCAGGAAAGAUGGUUGAGGAUUUCUGGGGACAAUCUAAGAAGCUUCUUGGUGACAUGAAGUUCCUUGAGAGCCUUAAGACGUUCGAUAAAGACAACAUACCUGCACCUAACAUUAAGAAAAUCAGAGAAAAGUUCAUAGACCACCCAGAUUUUCAGCCUUCAGUAAUCAAAAGCGUGUCUUCUGCUUGUGAGGGCCUUUGCAAAUGGGUGCGUGCCAUGGAAGUAUACGAACGAGUGGCGAAAGUCGUUGCCCCCAAGCAAGUGAGAUUAAAGGAAGCAGAGGAGGAGUUAGCUGUGCAGAUGCAGAAGUUAUCUGUGAAACGUGCCGAGCUGAAGGAGGUGGAGGAUCGUCUGCAGGCGCUGAAUGACACAUUCGACGGGAUGAUACAGAAGAAAAAAGACCUAGAAGCAAACAUAGAGCUCUGUUCCCAAAAGCUAAUACGAGCUGAAAAACUAAUCGGUGGUCUGGGAGGAGAAAAAGACAGGUGGACGGAGGCUGCUCGGCUCCUUGGCAUUAAAUACACCAACCUUACCGGCGAUGUGCUUUUGUCCUCUGCUAUGGUGUCUUAUCUUGGCGCGUUCACUGUCGAUUACCGCGUGGAGUGUCAGCGAGAGUGGCACAAGCUGUGCAAUGAGAAAAACAUACCAUGUUCGAAGGAUUUCACACUUAGCAACACUCUCGGAAACCAGGUACUGAUCCGAUCGUGGCAGAUUGCUGGAUUACCAGUGGACGCGUUUUCAACCGACAAUGGAAUUAUUGUCUCAAACUCUCGCCGUUGGCCACUCAUGAUCGAUCCACAGGGACAAGCCAACAAAUGGGUCAAAAACAUGAACAAGGCCAAUAAACUGUCCAUCAUCAAGCUCUCAGACAGCAACUAUGUCCGUACCCUCGAGAACGCCAUCCAGUUCGGCACGCCAGUCCUCCUGGAGAAUGUUGGGGAGGAGCUGGAUGCAAUUUUAGAGCCGGUUCUCCUAAAACAGACCUUUAAGCAGCAGGGCGUGGAGUAUAUGAAACUUGGUGAAAACACUGUGGAGUAUUCAAGCGAUUUCCGGUUCUACAUCACAACAGGAUUGAGGAAUCCACAUUACUUGCCGGAGGUGGCGGUGAAAGUGUGUCUUUUGAACUUCAUGAUCACGCCGUUGGGUCUGGAAGAUCAGCUUCUGGGGAUCGUCGCCGCUAAAGAGAAGCCAGAACUCGAGGAGAAGAAAAACCAGCUAAUUCUCGAAAGCGCAGCCAACAAUAAGCAGCUAAAGGAGAUCGAGAACAAAAUCCUGGAGGUCCUUUCUUCUUCUGAAGGGAACAUCCUAGAAGACGAAACUGCUAUUAAGGUUCUCUCGUCAUCUAAAAUAUUGUCAGAGGAGAUUUCCGAGAAGCAGAAAAUUGCGAGCAUGACUGAAAACGAGAUUGACGAAACUCGAAUGGGUUACCGGCCAGUUGCAGAACACUCAUCCAUUCUGUUCUUUUGCAUCUCGGAUCUGGCGAACAUCGAUCCCAUGUACCAAUACUCUCUCACGUGGUUCAUCAAUCUGUACCUGCAGUCCAUCGCUCACAGCGCGCCUAGCGAUGACCUACAGAUCCGCAUCGCUAACAUCUUGGAUCACUUCACCAUGCGUGUUUACUAUAAUGUGUGCCGCUCUCUGUUUGAGAAGGACAAGCUGCUGUUCUCUUUGCUUUUGACCGUCGGCAUUAUGCAGGGCAAAGGUCAGGUCGACGACCUCGUCUGGCGCUUUCUUCUCACCGGAGGCAUUGCUCUGGAAAACCCUUACCCCAACCCGGCCCCGGAGUGGCUUACGGAUAAAUCGUGGUCCGAAGUGGUUCGGGCUUCUCAACUUCCUUGCCUGGAAGGAUUGUUUGAACACGUGCAGGAGAAUAUCGCACAGUGGAAGCAGAUUUACGACUCGGGUCAUCCGCAGGACGAGGAGUUACCCGGGAAAUGGCGCACAGUAGUGGGCAUGGAGCGCAUGGUGGUGCUGCGCUGCUUCAGACCGGAUAAACUUGUGCUGGCGGUACAACAGUUCAUCGUCGACAGAAUGAGCCGGACAUACAUUGAGCCACCGACCUUUGACCUGGCGGAGAGCUACAGUGACUCUUACUGCUGUUCACCACUUAUCUUCGUCCUUUCUCCAGGAUCAGACCCUACAGCAGGACUUCUAAAGUUUGCAGAUGACUUGGGCAUGGGCGGCAGUAAGACGCAGGUGAUCUCUCUGGGUCAGGGUCAAGGUCCAGUAGCUGAGCAGCUGAUCAGAGCAGCACUGACCGACGGCACCUGGGUCGUGCUGCAGAACUGUCACCUCGCGACCAGCUGGAUGCCAAUGCUGGAGAAGAUUUGUGAGGAGGUCAUAACACCUGAAAGCACACACACAAGCUUCAGGUUGUGGUUGACCAGUCAGCCAUCUGACAAGUUUCCAGUGAGUGUUUUGCAGAAUGGGGUGAAGAUGACGAACGAGCCUCCCAAAGGACUGAGGGCAAAUUUACUGCGUUCUUACCUCAGCGACCCCAUCUCAGACACUGCCUUCUUCAGCAGCUCCGCUAAGCAGGACAUCUGGCAGAAGCUGCUGUUCGGCCUUUGUUUCUUCCACGCUCUGGUCCAGGAGAGGAGAACAUUCGGCCCACUCGGUUGGAAUAUUCCAUAUGAGUUUAAUGAGUCUGACCUGAGAAUCAGCAUUCGUCAGAUCCAGAUGUUCCUGGAUGAGUAUGAGGAGGUUCCGCUAGAGGCCCUCACUUACCUGACAGGAGAGUGUAAUUAUGGUGGGAGGGUGACAGAUGAUAAGGACCGGAGACUGCUGAUGUCCCUCCUCUCCAUCUUCUACAGCUGGGAGCUCAUUGAACAGGACCAGUAUUUUGUGUGUGAGGGAGAUCUGUACUAUGUGCCAUCACACGGUCCAUACCAGAGUUACGUGGACUACAUCCGCAACCUUCCCAUCACUGCUGAACCUGAGGUCUUUGGCCUCCACAGCAACGCUAACAUCACCAAAGACAACCAGGAGACCAAUCAGCUGUUAGAUGGAGUGCUGCUGACUCUGCCGAGACAAACUAGCGGCGGAGCCAAAUCACCACAGGAAAUAGUGGACGAGCUGGCCGGGGGAAUGCUGGCCAAACUCCCUCCUGAUUUUGACAUUGAGAUGGUGACCAAUAAAUACCCACUCCUGUAUGAGGAGUCGAUGAACACCGUCUUACGGCAGGAACUUAUUCGCUUCAACAGGCUGUCAAAGGUGGUCCGUAGCAGCCUGAUAAACACCCAGAAGGCACUUCGGGGGCAGGUUGUGAUGUCAGCCGAGCUGGAGAAUGUCUUCAACAGUCUUCUCGUUGGGAAAGUGCCAGCCAUGUGGGCCGCAAAGUCCUACCCUUCCCUCAAACCCCUCGGAAGCUAUGUGUCCGACUUUCUCGCCAGACUGCAGUUCCUACAGGACUGGAUUGAUAAUGGCCCUCCAUCUGUGUUCUGGAUAUCUGCGUUUUAUUUCACUCAGUCAUUCCUCACUGGUGUGUCUCAGAAUUUCGCUCGCAAGUACACCAUCCCCAUUGACUACAUCGGCUUUGAGUUUGAGGUCUGUAAACAGGAAACUCACAUGGAGCAGAAGCCGGAGGAUGGUGCGUACGUCCGUGGGUUUUUCCUCGAGGGAGCGCGCUGGGAUCGAGAGCACAUGGUUAUCGGUGAGUCUGUUCCUAAAGUCCUCUUCGACACGCUGCCCAUAAUCUGGCUGAAGCCCGGAGAGAGCACCAGCUUCCUGCACGAGAGCGUUUACGUCUGCCCCGUGUACAAGACCAGCGCCAGGCGUGGGACUCUCUCCACCACUGGUCACUCCACAAACUACGUGCUGUCCAUUGAGCUGCCCUCGGACAAGCCACAGAAACACUGGAUCAACCGCGGCGUCGCCUGCCUCUGCCAACUAGACAACUGAGCAUAUCAGAGUUUGCAUUUAUGUGUUUACAUUUUAACACGCCAAAAACUGAUAAUACAAGACUACAGUACUAUCGUUAAGUUUAAUACAAUUGAAUAGAAUAAUAAAACAACGAUGCAUGUUAACAUAACUUCGAUGCCACUUAAAUGUGCAGAGACAAACCAUUUGAGGGUGUAAAUUCAACAUACAAAAUAAUAAACUUUAAUUGAAAUACAGCUAGAUACUUUAAAUGCAACAUUAAAUGAGCCCUUUAUACAAUGCAGUAUAUGACAAAUAUAAUAAACAAAACAGCUCACAUUAAAGGGAUAGUUCACCCAAAAAUGAAAUUUCUUUCAA
Molecule: messenger RNA, 12096 nt
Organism: Sinocyclocheilus anshuiensis
Lineage: Eukaryota; Metazoa; Chordata; Actinopteri; Cypriniformes; Cyprinidae
Gene: dnah3
Product: dynein axonemal heavy chain 3
Exons: 57
Coding region: 1-11760 (3919 amino acids)
Biological process (GO): microtubule-based movement
Cellular component (GO): dynein complex
Molecular function (GO): dynein intermediate chain binding; minus-end-directed microtubule motor activity; ATP hydrolysis activity
Source: RefSeq, a predicted model, not a curated record